AUGCCCAACUACAUCGAAUUAUUUCAGCCAGUCCGGGAUCUAUUCAAUCAACAUGCCAUUCAGACAGUUUUAAUGGCAUGGCUGCCAACCAAACUUGCCCCUCAUCUUACACAAAACAUGUCGGUUGAUAUGUUUGUAAUAAGUGCAUCAGCCACGGUACUUACCGCAUUAUUGUUAUCGUUCUUUGGAUUAUGUUAUAGUUUAUAUUCCGGCUCUUUGCCUUGGCAUCAAAAUACGAUCACAGUUCAAGUUGAAUAUUACGAAACGGGAAUUUACGGUGAUCAAUCAAUAUCGGUAUUAUACGAGGCACUGUCUUGGUUAAUUAGUGGUCAAACUCAAAAACUACGAAAAGGACAAUUUAUAGUACAACCAAAAGCUUUACAUUGGGAUGAAAUCGUUGAAGAUGAUUGUAAACCUCCGGAUUUUAAUAUGCUGCCUGAACCUAAUCAAGAGGUCGAGGUCGAAUACAAAAAUCGUAAAUUCAAGGUAUUUCUUAGAAAGCCGGAAGAAGACGAAGCUAACAACAAUAACGGCAAUAACAACGUCAAUAAUAGCAACCCAGAUGCAGCAAAACCAAUGCCAUCAAUUUAUUUGACCACAAUCGAAGAUAAACACGCACAACUCAAUGUCGUCUCAGAUUUUAUUAAUGAGGUGACACGUGCUUAUCUCGAGGACAAGAAAAAGAAAAAGACCCGUGGACGAUACGAACGUACUGACGGUUAUUGGUAUCGAGUUCAAGCAUUGGGUGCCAGCCGAGGAUUAGAAACGGUAGCGUUGGACGAAAAUUAUGAGAAAUUAUUAAACAAGGAAUUAAACACCUUUGUUAAUGAUAAAGAUUUUUAUGCUCGUAUUGGAAUGCCUUAUCGUCGUGGAAUCCUUUUAUACGGAAGACCAGGAACCGGCAAAACAAGCCUCAUUAAUGCUAUUUCGGCUCACCUUAAUCGUGACCUUUACUUUAUCAAUUUGAAAAAUGUUAAACUAGACAAUGAAUUGAGUUCGGCAUUUAGUGGUGUUCCACCCAAUCAAAUCAUUGUUCUAGAAGAUAUUGACACGAUGUCUAAAGUUGUCCAUAAACGAGCACGAAACUCAAAGCCAGCUGUUUUUUCUGUGUUACCCGAAGAUUCCUCGAAUAGUGGAGAUGGAGACAAGACGAGUGGAACAUCUGGUCCGUCAUAUUCAUCAAAUUUCAGUCUCUCGACUUUUCUAAGUUGCCUUGACGGUCAUAUUUUGUCCGAAGGAAAUAUUAUCAUCAUGACUACGAACCACGUGGAACAGCUUGAUCCAGCAGUUAUUCGUCCAGGUCGUAUGGAUGUCAGAUUAGACCUUGGCUACUGCACUCAUUACCAAAUCAAUAAAAUGUAUCAAAGCAUUCUCGAAGACAAAAUCGCAGAAUUUCCCAAAGAAAUUCUCGAUAAAAUCCCGGAACGUAUAUUACCUCCGUGUGAAGUUAUGAUGAAAAUGGUGCUAUAUCGAAGUGAGCCUGAAUUAAUUCCGGAAAACGUUUUGGAAUUGGUUGAUAUUUACCGGGAAAGAGAAUAUAUUCCACUCGAGGAUCUUAUAAUUGAAGACGAAGAAGAAAACAAAGAAAAGAAAAACGAUGAGAAUGUUGUUGAAGCUUCGGGAAGUGAAAAAGCUAAAGAUGAAACUUCUGAAAAAGACGAAUCACGACAACCACCACCUCCAUUGACACUGAUAAUUUAG
Molecule: messenger RNA, 1701 nt
Organism: Ambispora gerdemannii
Lineage: Eukaryota; Fungi; Glomeromycota; Glomeromycetes; Archaeosporales; Ambisporaceae
Source: the annotation of a GenBank genome assembly